AUGGUUUUUUUGAGCUUCCGAAGGAAAAGUCGUUUCCGGAGAAGACAGUCUUGGUGUCCGAAUGCAAUCGCCACCGAGCAGGCCAUCGCUGAGCUGGCGGGAGUUCAGCACUGCGAGGCCCGCGUCUCUGAGGACAAUCAGCGGCUGGUGCUGCUGGUCUCCGGCAGCUCCAGCGAGGCCGAGUUGAAGCAGAAGGCGCUGUCACUGGGCCGGGGCUACAUGCUCAGCCAGGUCAAAAUGGUUGACAGCGGCGACUGGAAGUUCAACGCCUUGGGGAAGCUCUUGCGGAACGCGGUGCCUUUGGAGGAGGUCGUGCGGGAGGUGAAGCAAAGCGCAGACCUUGGUGGUGGCGGGCCAGACGUGGUUCACUGCGGUGCCGGAGGCUCCUCGCUUGAACAGCGCUACCUGGUCCCAGAACAGUCGCCUCAGCGGGCUGCUGGCUUCCGCGAGCAGGCUGUCGCUGGCCACCGAGCUGGGGCCCUACAUGCUGGGCCGCGGCAAGAACAAGAGCUACGGACCCCACAGCUGGCCGAAGCUGUGCGCGAUGGUGCAGGGCCUGGCGAUCUUGGCCCAGCCGGUGAUGGUUGCAGCACGGCUACUCCUCGCUGA
Effrenium voratum is the source of this 609-nucleotide messenger RNA. The record is from the annotation of a GenBank genome assembly. Lineage: Eukaryota; Dinophyceae; Suessiales; Symbiodiniaceae.